Messenger RNA from Cylicostephanus goldi, 234 nucleotides. Lineage: Eukaryota; Metazoa; Nematoda; Chromadorea; Rhabditida; Strongylidae. The record is from the annotation of a GenBank genome assembly.
AUUGUCAACGAUGAAAGCAAAGACGUUCUUAUUGAAUUCUAUGCUCCAUGGUGUGGUCAUUGCAAGGCUUUCGAACCAAAAUACAAGGAACUUGCUGCCAAGCUGAAGAAAACCGAGCCAAACCUCGUCAUUGCUAAAAUGGACGCUAUUGCUAAUGAUGCUCCUUCGCCAUACUCUGUGGAAGGCUUCCCAACAAUCUACUUUGCUCCGAGUUCAAAGAAGGUAGGGACAUGA